This is a messenger RNA of Microthlaspi erraticum, 297 nucleotides long. NCBI's taxonomy places the organism in Eukaryota, Viridiplantae, Streptophyta, Magnoliopsida, Brassicales, Brassicaceae. The record is from the annotation of a GenBank genome assembly.
AUGGGUGACCUUUCCCGAAGUCCUCUGCGAAACCGUGUUAACCAACUCGACUCGGUUUUCGAGUUCCCUUACGAAUUCGACUCACCCGCUUUCUCGCCUGGUUUCACCUCCCUGGGAUACUCCACAGAGACGGAAGAUGAGAGCAGCGACGACGAAGAAGUCUUCCUCGCCAGUUUGACUUGCCGACUCACUCCCUCGACUCAGGAUGCACUCUAUUUUUCUUUCUUUUUUACUAUGCAAUUAGGGUCUGACCCGCACCCUGCACAGGAUGAUGGUUUCUGGAUUUGUAUUUUUUAA